AUGGGUGUUUUUACUCCAGGAUCCUGCUCACCUGCCACCACAGCGUUCGAGCUGCCCAAAAUGCAAAGGCGCGUAUUCGAAUGGCUUUCAAGCGGAAAACGUGAGACAGCAUUUAUGUUACUCCUACACCUCGCACUCACUGACCAUGAUGACAGCAAAAAAACUGAUACGUUUCUUGCUGACUUAGAUCCAAUCGCACCUGUCACGAGUGCAACCGCACCUCACAGCCCUACUAGUUCUCACCACUCAACUCCCGAAGCCGAUGAUUCUAUCCUCACAAUGGACAAUAACAUUCCUUGUUCCUGCGACAAUCCAACACUGCAAACAAUCCAGACUAUGGCAGGACACUGGGGGAAAGGUUGGGAAUGGGAGGACACGUGGAAUGUCACGUACAAAGAGGUACUCGCGCACGCACAGGCUAACGGGGAACAAGAGACCACAAGGUUCCUUGAUGACAGCGGAAAACAUGCUUUGGAAGGGAGGAUGCUUCUAGAUGACAUCCGGGAUCUCGUGUAUACUAACUGUCCGUGUUGCAGGGAGCAGCUCAAGCAUGACACUAUUCUACUACAUGAUUUACUGGUCUCCAUCACUUCGCAGGUCAAAUUCUUUGAGGUGAAAGUAGAUAGUUUUUGUCUAUAA
Suillus fuscotomentosus is the source of this 639-nucleotide messenger RNA. RefSeq lists its product as uncharacterized. The record is from RefSeq and is a predicted model, not a curated record. The transcript has 2 exons. NCBI's taxonomy places the organism in Eukaryota, Fungi, Basidiomycota, Agaricomycetes, Boletales, Suillaceae. The coding region runs from base 1 to 639 and encodes 212 amino acids.